AGCUAACACAGUCCAGUCGCAGCAGCACAGCACGUAGCGAUCAGUCAGUCACUGUUCUCUGACAUUUAUAACUUCGGACAAAACUGUAUUUUUACAAAAACUGCUUUUAAGGCUCGAUCCGCGUCAGGACAAUAACAGGGUUUCUUAUUUUUGAUGAAGAGAGUCAGACUUAAGUUAAAUAACUUACUAGAGUGAGCUGCUAGCUUUGACGUAAGCUAGCCGACGAGCUUUGCGAGAAAGUUGUGUUUGUCGGCAAUAUUAAGGAUUACUAAAACAAGACUAUUCAGAAACCUACGCAGAUUGCCCAUAAAAAAACAAAACAUGGGGUUCCUUGAGCUGCCAGGUGUGACCACCACCUCCAUCCUCCCUUAACACACUUCAAAGUCAGUAUCGUCGGCUAAAAUUAACUAGCUCCAAAACGGCAGCACCAGGGGAGAAAGUGGAGCCAGCAUCCAGGUCCAAGAUGGAGUUAGCAGCGGCUCACCCAGCUCUCAAAGCCUUUAUGUGUGGCUCUCUCAGCGGCACCUGCUCUACUCUGCUCUUCCAGCCUUUGGAUCUGGUCAAAACACGGUUGCAGACCCUGCAGAAAACUGCCAAGCCGGGGGCACCAAGGGUGGGGAUGUUCAACGUUUUAAUCAACGUUAUUAGGACCGAGAAAUUCUUCAGUCUGUGGAAGGGAGUUUCACCAUCAUUUGUGCGCUGCAUCCCCGGCGUGGGCAUCUACUUCAGCACCUUCUACUCGCUGAAGCAGCACUACUUCCUGGAGCGCUCACCCAACGCUGGUGAGGCUGUUCUGCUCGGAGCGGGUGCCAGAACCGUAGCUGGCGUCAGCAUGCUGCCAUUCACUGUCAUCAAGACACGCUUUGAGAGUGGCUGUUACAACUAUGUGAGCGUGGCAGGCGCUCUGAAGAGUGUGUAUGAGACGGAGGGAAUCCGGGCUCUGUUCUCAGGUCUGACUGCCACGCUGCUCCGAGACGCUCCGUUCUCCGGCAUCUACGUCAUGUUCUACAGCCAGGCCAAGAAGGCGCUGCCUGAAGAGGUGAGUUCGUCGGCCUAUGCCCCGCUGGUGAACUUCAGCUGUGGGAUGGCGGCGGGCGUCAUGGCGUCGCUGGUCACGCAGCCGGCAGACGUGGUGAAGACGCACAUUCAAAUCAGCCCGUCCCACUGGAGCACCACAGAUGCUAUCCGCUACAUCUACAGGGAGCACGGCAUGGCCGGGUUUUUCCGCGGGGCUGUCCCGAGGUCUCUGCGACGCACACUGAUGGCAGCUAUGGCCUGGACUGUCUACGAACAGCUGAUGGCUCGGAUGGGCCUCAAAUCCUGAAGAGCAUCAGUGUUAAAAACUCGAUGAAAUAUGAGUGGAAAUCAAUUCACAUUAGGUUUCACUGAAAGCCCCAUGAAAGAAGAAACAAGGAGCUGGUUGAGACAAUGAAUCAGCACUCCCAAGAUUUUUCAGGUGGAUAAAUGUGAGAGAGAGAGAGAGAGAGAGAGAGAGAGAGAGAGAGAGAGAGAGAGA
This is a messenger RNA of Eleginops maclovinus (Patagonian blennie), 1516 nucleotides long. RefSeq names its product solute carrier family 25 member 38b (gene slc25a38b). Gene Ontology annotation, molecular function: glycine transmembrane transporter activity. NCBI's taxonomy places the organism in Eukaryota, Metazoa, Chordata, Actinopteri, Perciformes, Eleginopidae. The transcript has 8 exons. Gene Ontology annotation, biological process: glycine import into mitochondrion. The record is from RefSeq and is a predicted model, not a curated record. Gene Ontology annotation, cellular component: mitochondrial inner membrane; mitochondrion. Bases 464 to 1324 code for a protein of 286 amino acids.